UCCCCGACAACCGCCCGCCCGGUUGCAUCCCCUCCCUCUUCUCUAUGUGCUUCUGGUCCCUCCGAGGUGAAGUCCCUCGGAGUUCCUCUUCCACUGCCAAAAUUUUCCCCUACUCCGGUACUACCCGCUACUACUAGCGCUACUACUACUACUACCGUCACUAGUGACGCCACCACUACCACCACCGACACCACUACCACCAUCGCUAUACUUUUGCUAGGAGUAGCAGCAGCAGCAGCAACAGCAAUUCUCUGCAACCUCGCCCCCAUGCCAACUUCACUUCGCUCCACUCCAUUCCACUUCAUUCCACCUACCUACCUUCGUACCUACCUACCAGCUACCUACCUACCUACCUACCUACCUACCCACCUACCCUCUUUCCCGUUUCUGGAACGCUGCCACUGCUACUGCUGCUACCGCUACCACCCCUGUGGAGCGUAUAUAGAGUACUUUUUGCACACGCGGCAAUGUAAGCCUGAAAAUUGUAAAUGUGUUAGUGAGAUACUGGGGAAACCGACUGACUUGUAUUAUACCUACAAAUACUGGAUUUUCCAUGGAUUUUUGACGCGGUGCAGCUGGAUAUUGACAAUUCUGAGGCAAUGGUGGCUCCAAAGGGACGGAUGUUUAAUUGAAAUUUCGAGAAUUUGCCGAGUAGGGUGGAAAAACAUUUGAUAAGUGGUGAAAAUUAUUCGUAUUUACCAGGGUAAUCGUUGCCGUAACUUCUAUAAGCGUAUAAUUAUAUCUGCAUUCUAUUUUUGACUUUCUUGAGAAUUUUAGGGGUGGUUAUAGCGGGGCGGUUCAAAGGAUUGAUCAACGUUUAGAUGUUUUUUUAUUCAUCCGAGAUUUCAACGUAUGGAAAUAACUUUCGCCAAAGAUCGGGCCUGAAAAAAAAAAAAGAAAAUUGAAAGAAUUCGUUCGUCAUCUCUACGAGGUCGGAAUUUUACGAAUCCUCCAGAAUCUCGAUCCUUUCUCUUUUAAAUCGUUCCAAUUCACUCCGUUUCCAUUUUCAAUUCCAUACGACAAUUUUAAAGGGUAGUCGUACUUUUAAAAUCCCUAGAAAAAAAUUUAUCGUACGGAUACUACACCCCCGCAAUUAUUUUUCACAACAGAGAAAAAAAUGACAUGUCCUAGAAAUCUUCCCAUAGAAAAUAAAAGUUCAAUCGAUCGAAGCGAUUGUUCUAAAAUUUGUUUCGACGUAUAUCGCAACGUGCAUCGCGCGUCCUUGUCAUUUUCCGAUCUUGACCAAGAGGGAGGAGAGAAGGUUCUCGGUGUCGGGGGCCCGGAAUAUUCUAGGUCCGUUACUGGCACGUGUUAGAUUGGAGGUUUGCAGGCCGACCAGCGACGCAGCGUUGGCGGGGAUAGAUAGAUAGAUACCUUAGAACCAUUAGAGGGGGCGAUUUCGGAGGUGGAAAGAGGAGGGAGAGGGGGGCGCUGGGGGCAGGAGGUGGCGGCGGCGGCGGAGGAGGAAGAACUGGGUAGCCGGGGCAACGCAACGUUACGCGCGAACUCAAGUUCGGCAAUCCUGGCCUUAGGCAAUCGGCACUCCCUCCCUCCCUCCAGCCCUCCGCCAUACCCGCCCCUCUACAUCACUUCUGUAGCUCUCUCUCCGCGAGUGUUCAUCCCCUCCUCCUCCUCUUCCUAUCUUCCUCUCGCUCUUUCGCUCUGUCGCUCUCUUCAUUCGACGAACAAGCGCCCCACGCAAGCACACCAAUACUAUCUUUGAAAAAGAAAAGAAACAAAAAAAAAAAAAAAAGUCAAACAAUAAAAUGAAAAAAGAAAAGGAAGAAAAAAAAAAAAUCACUCACCACUCUUGCAAACAUAGCACCUAGUAGGAUUUCGAGCUAACCGCAUUUGCAACGGCUUCGAUGACCCACAUACAUUCUUUCUUCCUUUCAUUCUUUCCUAUGUAUAUAAUUCAACAUUUUUAGCGUACAUGGAAUAUUUAUGAAAAUUUUCAUCGAUCCUACCGAUACCGAUACGCGAUCGAUCCGUCGAUCCGUCGAUCUUCGACUUUUACCACCGGUACAAUUUGUAUUCUACUCCCUCGUGUAUUCAUCUAAUACGAAAACUUUUCCUUUCCUAUAUUCCACGUGUGCGUCCAUUCUCACAUGUGAUUGCGCCCGAGCGAUAACGAUCGAUUGCCAAUUUUCACCUGUACGCAGAUAAAGAUCGAUAAAAUGUCUGCGAUCCGACGAGCCUCGUUUUACGGAGGAUUUAAUGACAGGGCAUCUGGAGGAGCAGUUGCAGGGCACGGACACGAUCAGGAAGAGAGGUCCUUACUCGAGGGUGGCAGUGACAGGGGUGGUGGCGAAAGUCACGGCGGGGGUGGGCCAAGGGGUGGCGUCAUGGACUCUAAUCAACAACAAUUCUGUCUGAAGUGGAACAGCUUUGGUAGUAAUUUGGCCACAGCAUUUUCAAACCUCUUCAAAAGCGAGAGUCUUACGGAUGUCACCCUAUUCUGCGAGGGUGUGACGUUCAAGGCGCAUAGAUUGAUUCUAGCAGCAUGUAGCAAACAUUUUCAAGAGUUAUUCGAGGGUAUGCCUCCGUCGCCGGCGGGUUUAAUCGUCAUCUUGGACGGUACCAGCGCCCAAAAUAUGGCGGCACUUCUCGAAUUUAUGUACCGCGGCGAGGUUCACGUAUCCCAGGAAUCAUUGAGCUCGUUUCUGAAGGCCGCGGAAUGUCUGCAAGUCAAAGGUCUCUCAAUAGAACACGAAAAAUUGGCGGUCGCGCAAAGGCACGCCGCCGAGAGCAACAAUUCGCCCGACGGCGGUGCCGCGGGCGGAGGAACAGGCGCUGGCGCCGGAUCGGGGGGUAGCGUUAGAAAGAAGUCACCGACGCCCGUCCCGACGCCCUCGACGGCACCUACUUACACCGUACCCACAUCACACGCCACCACCCAACACUACUACGACAGUCCGCGGAAAAGGCUGAUGAGGUCACCGAGUGACGUCGACGCUUUAGGCCGAGCGAGUGUACUGAGGGAUGGAGCAGCGUUUCGUCCAGCCUCGGCGCCGCAUCCUCUUCUUUUAGACAGUUCUUUGCACUCACAUUUUCCCCACCCUACGGACCAACCUCCGCAUCCCCAUACGGCACCGCAUACGCCAACGGAACUUGAACAGGAACUGGAACGCGACCGCUCGGAGGAAAGAGGCAACGGCGAACACAGGGAUAACGGGGCUGAAGAUCUACGAAUAAAACAAGAACCCGGUGCGUUGACGGAUCGAGAAAGGGCGGAGAGGCUCGCGGAGCGUUCGUCGGGCGAAUCUUACGGCGGCGGCGGCGGCGGCGGCGGAGGCGGAGGCGGUGAAUCCGGGACGUACAACACCCCCGGGGACCACCUGGGCCACCAGGGUUGCGGCGGUCUCGCCCCCAUGCCACCGGCUCACCCACCCACACCGGACCUAAGCCCGGCGCCCACCACCCCCGCCAUGUGGAACUCGAAGAUCAACAAGGCAGGCACCGUAUCAACGCCAGACGGUAAAAAGCUCAAGUGUCCAUUCUGCGAACGGCUUUACGGUUACGAAACGAAUCUAAGGGCUCACAUAAGGCAACGUCAUCAAGGUAUAAGAGUACCGUGUCCAUUUUGUUCAAGGACAUUCACCAGGAACAAUACGGUACGACGACACAUCGCUAGGGAACAUAAAACCGAGUUAAGCCUGAAGGCGUACCAGCAAUCCAAUCACGCAGCUACGCAGUAGCUUAAAAAACAGUUGAAAAAAAAACCUUCGUUUGCAUUAACAUCAAUCUUACCGACAUCAACGGCAACGACGAAACGAACGAUAGAAGCACUCAGCAGCAGCAUCAGAAGCAGCGACGACACCAACAGCAGCAGCAACAACAACAACAACAACAACAACAACAUCAUCAUCGAGGCAUGACGAGUAUAACGCGAUCGUUGCAGUAGCUACCAAAAAUAUGAAAUCAGUAAGACAAGAAAGAAGAAAAUAAUCAUUUAAAACGAAAUCGACGUAAUAACAACGGCGAUUUCUUUUCCGUAUUUUGUACAUGUGCCGAAUGAGGUAAAAAACAAAAUCAGGUAUUUUGACACGAGGCCGAGAAAAUAUGGGAAAAGUUAUAACGCGAUACCAUAAAAGGGUUUCAAAAUGGACGCUUCACGUAUGCCAGAGCUCAAAUUUAACCAAACAGCGGGGCUGGUUUUCGCGGUUACCAAAGAUAUAAUACGUAUAUAAUGCAUACGUAUGUAAAAACAUAUAUAUAGUAUAUAUAUACAGAUAUAUACAUAAAAGUUAAUAAUUAAAAGAGCUGAUAUUGAUUUUAUAUAAAACUAUCGAUAUCGAUAUGGCACAUUGAAUAUCGAUGUAUAUUCUACGGUCUUCAAUACAUACCUGUUGUUUUAGCGUCCGAAGGAUUUAUACUCUGGAUUUUAUUUCGUUAAAAUAACAGUAGUAACAUUAACAACAAAAGAAAAACAAAAAUGUUCGAAUAAUUUCAGAGUUAUAUUCUUCAAAUUUUUACCCCCGAUAGUUUUUUUUCUCUUUUUUUUUAUCAAUUCAAACAUUUUUUCAUCUCCACACGUAUGCACACUCCCACACGCAUAUAUAUGAUGUAUAUAUGUAUAUUAUAUGAAAGAAUACGGAAUUGUUAUUAUUGCUGUUCGUCAUACGGCUAUGUACUGUAUGAUAUUCGAUGAUAUAUUACAGUUAUUGGUAGAACUACGAAAUGUGCAACAUGCGAAUUAUACGCGAUCAUCGUAAAAUACAGAGAAGGCUUACUAAAGAUUAGCUACGGAACAUCAUCGAGUUUUUGCAGAAAAUGGAAAAAUGAAAAGAAACAAAAAAAAUAUAUAUAAAUAAAAAAUGAAACAAAAAAAUCUCAAAAAAUAUGAAUCAUAAAUUGAAAAUUGAAAGAUUUAUAAAAGUAAUCUUUGUAACGACGUAAUAGAUGGGAUUGUGGACAAAAACGUAUGAAAAAUUUAAAAAAUUUGAAAAAAAAAAUUAAAAAGGAAAAAAAAAAGAAAAAAAAUUAAACUAAAUAAAAUAAAGUUAGCUUAUGAAAAAUCGAAUGGUUACGAAUGCUGAUUUGAUAACAAAACAAAACACAACAAACAAACAACAAAAUUGAUAAAAUUAACGAAAAUCCCGGCGAAUAUGUCUUACUCAAAGUGCAUAAUGUUAUGAAGGUUGCACAAACAACAAAAGAAAAAAAUUAUGUGUAAAUUACAACCAUGAUAACAUGAGGAAAAACGAAAUACUUAUACCUAAUUCAAAUGUAGGUACACGAACUUCAGAAGACGGUGGGUUAAUCAUUAUUGUUGUUAUAAAUUAUUAUUAUUAAUAUCAUUAUUAUUAUUAUCGUAAAUGUGAAAUAAAGCCUUGCUUUGAAACGACGUGAUAAUUGAUAAUUAAUUCAAUUAAUUAUUAUUUUGCGUAAAAUAGAAUGUUCAAAGCUUGGCAUUUAUUUUUCACAAGAAUACAAAAUUUAACGAUCUAUCCCAUCGCGAAAAUACAGGCAAUGAUAUACACAUAAGGGUGGACUAAAAAAACUUGACAGGAUUCCCGAUAUGCGGAAUAAAAAAAAAUCUUAAGAAAUAGAAACAUUAGAAUUGACGAUUCAAAAAUAUUGAUAGAAAUUCGAAUGAAAAUGUUGCCCAUCUAGAGCGGUUCAUAAAUAGUUCAGAAAGCCCAUCAGCCAACAGAUAAAGAAAAGUUGAAAAAAAAAUUCUUGACCUUGUCUGAUAAAAAUUUCAUAAAAUUUUGUUGAAACGCGUAUUUUAUUACACCUCUAAUUAUAUACAUGAAUAAAAAAAAAAAAAAAACACACAAAACUAGUCAAUGAAAGUGCAACGGUGAAGUAUCGAUUAUUAAUCUACGAAAAAACAAACGAAAAAUAUUUGAAAAAAUAGAAAAAAAAAAAUAGAAAGAAAUGAUGAAAUAAAA
Athalia rosae (coleseed sawfly) is the source of this 5897-nucleotide messenger RNA. It is a transcript of the gene chinmo, whose product is annotated as zinc finger protein chinmo. Gene Ontology annotation, biological process: regulation of transcription by RNA polymerase II. The record is from RefSeq and is a predicted model, not a curated record. Lineage: Eukaryota; Metazoa; Arthropoda; Insecta; Hymenoptera; Athaliidae. The transcript has 7 exons. Gene Ontology annotation, molecular function: protein binding. The coding region runs from base 2178 to 3698 and encodes 506 amino acids. Gene Ontology annotation, cellular component: nucleus.